Molecule: messenger RNA, 699 nt
Organism: Anopheles nili
Lineage: Eukaryota; Metazoa; Arthropoda; Insecta; Diptera; Culicidae
Exons: 3
Coding region: 1-636 (211 amino acids)
Source: RefSeq, a predicted model, not a curated record
AUGUACAAAUACUUCACAAUCGCAGCCCUAGUGCUGGCUUAUAGUGCUGGAAAUGCCUCGGCAUUUUCGUGUUUCACAUGCACUACUUUUAACAGCACCAACUGCCUGGUUCCCGAUCUGAGGAACUUAGUGACGGAUUGUGGAAAUCCUUCAGACAUUGGAGAAGCGACGUGCUUUACUCGCGUCCUUGGGCGAGACGUAGAGCGUGGAUGCAUUACAUCACUGACGCAGGAAGAACGCGACAAUUGUAAUCUCGUGAACAACUGCCAGCUGUGCGCAAACACCAACGACACAAUCUGCAAUGACAAUAUUUUUCCGCACGGUCGAAUGCGCUGCCACCAAUGCGAGGGAACCACAAACAGUACCUGUUCGGAGGAGAUCAUGACGGAACCCUCGCCUUGCUUGCACUUUGUGGUCGACGACCAGUGUUUUGUGCAGGUUGAAGAAAAUAGUGUAGUGCGCGGAUGCUUGUCCCAAAACGAGGGUUGCCGGAACAGCACCACAUGCCAUGUGUGUGCUGGAAUUGGGUGCAAUUCGCGCCACUUUGAGUAUAACACUGCUGCAAGUUUGGUCGCUCAUAUUCAGACGCUGAUUGGUGCUAUUAUGUUGAGUGUCCUUGUAGCUAAUAAGUUCUAGGCCUAGAAGUGGUUGAACUUUUUAGAACGCAUUUAUUUCAAAAGGUUGUAGCUUACUUCUUCG